CGGUGUACGCAGAAAAUCGCGAGCCUCGACCAAUGACGAAAACAGCGGAACGCUUGUGAUUGGUCAAGGCUCUCGUUCCGCGAUUUUCUGCGUACACCGUUCGCUCUAUGAGUUUGCACCCAUAGAUGUAAUAGCUCUAUGGCCUGUGCGCAUGCAGUGAAACUCACGUCACCCACGUGGCCUAUCGGUAGAACAUAUUGAAAUUGAAGAAUACAAUUAAACAGUGUCGUGUUACCUAAAUAAUUUAUUAUUCGCGGAUAUCAAAUGUGUUAUAUUACAAUAUAGUUGCUAACAUAUAUAACAAACUGCAUGCAAACAUGAAAUUCGCGUGUGUACGAUAUUUAGAUAAGAAAACAGAAAGUUUCUGCGUUCCAAUUCAUUUUAUAAAAAUGAAGAACAACAAAAAAUUGAUAUCCUUCCAUCCAAAAGGAAACUGUGAUUUUGACAAGAAUUAUAUAUAUUUUGUUAAGUGGCACUGCCCAAAAGAAUGCAACGACGAUCACGAACAUGAUGCGUAUUAUAGAGCUCAAAUUGCAUUUUUAUCUGGUAAGACAAUAUUAUAUACCCACAUAGAAAUGCAUGAUGAUCAUAUUUCAUCAUGUAAUGAUCUUCUUAUACCGAUUGACAGUUAUUGCAUUUAUCGUAAUCAUACUGUGAUGACGUACAUUAUGUGUAGUACAUGAAUAGAACUAUUAUGUACAUAUAAAGUGUGAUUCUAAUUAUAUCUAUGCUCAAUGAAGUAAUGAACACUACAGUAUUUUAUAGCUGAAACUAUGAUUUUAGAAAAUAAAGCUGACGUUCAAAAGCGGAUGGUGUCCGAAAGAUUACGAUACUGCUCACAAACAGCUGAUAUUACAAGUUCGGACUACGAGGAUGUUGAUUCGUCUUGUAAAAUACAAGGGUCAUGUCAUAGAAAGAAAGAUACAACGGACACCGCAAAAAGAAAUGUGGCUGUAACUAUCGCCGAGAAAGUUGUAGAAUCGUAUAAACAAAGUUGUUUCCUGAAUGAAAGACCAUACAUUACUGACAGCUGCACGAAUCAGCGUAACAUUCCUAAUGAUAUUCAACGUGAAGACGACAGAAACGAACGGGAUGCUGCAGAUUCUGAUGAUUGUGACGUUUCAAAUAUUUCUGGUAACGAAGAUAUUCGCCUGAGAAAAGUACAACACGUAAAAAGACGCUUAUUUACACAGAAUAAAUUGGUAUCCGAUUCUGAUAAUGGAACAUUGAAUUAUAAAAAUGACGCUAUUUUAAGAGAACCUAAACGUAUACAAAAGAGAAAAUUUGUUGAUUAUAACGAACAACGUAAGUGUUACGUUAUUCCUAUUGCAUACCCGGGAAAAAAAUUCUAUAUACCAUAUAAUCGUGUAUGA
This is a messenger RNA of Vollenhovia emeryi, 1373 nucleotides long. RefSeq lists its product as uncharacterized. The record is from RefSeq and is a predicted model, not a curated record. Bases 774 to 1373 code for a protein of 199 amino acids. Lineage: Eukaryota; Metazoa; Arthropoda; Insecta; Hymenoptera; Formicidae. The transcript is spliced from 4 exons.